CACCCCGAACUCCUCCACACGUACACCUCGCAGAUGGACAGCGCCCCUGCCAAUAUUAGUCAAUCAGAGCUGGCCUCCAACGCUGGCAUCAAGUGCGAGAAAUUGAACCUCUCUCUCGGCCUCCAGCAGCACAUCUCCUCCACAACAAUUGACAUCCACGUCUUUCCAAAUAUAGCAACUGAUGAUGUAAUGGUAUCUGACGGAUGUGAGGUUAUAGACUUGUGCCCGUACUGCUCCGUGGAAGACGUAAAGACGUAUUCUGCCACGCCCACUUGUCUCAACCUCCAAGUUAACUCCCGGCAACAAUGUCUGGAAAAAACACCUCUAUUACCAUGGCAACAGAAGAAACCACACCCCCUCUCCACCUCGUACCUGUGCACCAUGCCAAAGUCCCACUUUACCUACUGUCUCACACUCCAGCCACUCCGCAACUCCCCAGAUCUACAAGUCGCAAUUCAGGAAGAAGAAGAGGUGUUUGUAGCCGAUAUUCAUCAGCAGACUGUUCAGAUCAUGGAGGGUCGUAUUGACAUCCUGGCAUCGCAGGGCUGCCGGGAGCACAAGGCGGGAGGCCACUGUCACUGGAACCCCAGCUCCAGUCUAACUCACAGACACUGUGAUGACUGCCCUCCCAUCUGUCGAGAUAAAACAAACUACCUCGAGUUCUCUCAGUUCACUAUCGCUGCAGCUCUCCUGUUGAUAGCGGUGCCUGUGGCCAGGGUCCCCAUUACUAGCAUAAUCUCUGACAUUGUCACUCCCGAACAGCAGGGAAUUGUCAUGGGACUGGCUCAGGCUCUGAAUGCUGUAGCGAGGAGUGUGGGUCCCCUCUGGUGUAGGUCGACAAACUGUAAUAAUGUUUCCGCUUUGCAUACAUGUAACCCAAGUCAAUAGCUUAUUAUCCUACCACCUGCCUUUUCUCCUUUCGUAUAGUGGAUGCAGCUUAUGAAGGAAUGGGAAAAAGAACGUUCCUAGCCAUGGGACUAUCUCUGCUCUGUUACUCUGCUAUCCUGAUUGGGGUACUCCUGGUGUACCCCAGGCUGGCCCCGCCCACUCCGAGCCAGUACUCCACAGUGGGCAGUGACUCCGACAGUAGCGAUACAGACUCUCAUGCAAUCAGACACAUUGAGAGUUUCAGUGACUCCGACUUCAUACCAUGACCCCAUCCUUCAUAACUAGUCGCUCUAUCAAAUAUAUUUAUUUCAUUUCACAGGCUAAAUGACUCAUAAACAUCUGUACAUAUAAUUAUU
Molecule: messenger RNA, 1244 nt
Organism: Geodia barretti
Lineage: Eukaryota; Metazoa; Porifera; Demospongiae; Tetractinellida; Geodiidae
Source: the annotation of a GenBank genome assembly